Molecule: messenger RNA, 672 nt
Organism: Acanthamoeba castellanii str. Neff
Lineage: Eukaryota; Discosea; Longamoebia; Acanthamoebidae
Product: urease accessory protein UreG, putative
Exons: 4
Coding region: 1-672 (223 amino acids)
Molecular function (GO): nickel cation binding; GTPase activity
Source: RefSeq, a predicted model, not a curated record
AUGGACCACCCCGGCAGCUUCAAGGCGCGCGACCAGCCCCUUUUCCACAAGAGAAACUGGCAAGAGCGAUCAUUCACUGUCGGCAUUGGCGGUCCGGUCGGGUCUGGCAAGACCGCCCUCAUGCUGGCGCUGUGCCAGAAGCUAAGGGACAACUACAACAUCGCGGCGGUGACCAACGAUAUCUUCACCAAGGAGGACGGCGAGUUCCUGGUCAAGAACAAGGCCCUCGACCCGGAGCGGAUCGUGGCCAUCGAGACCGGUGGCUGCCCGCAUGCGGCCAUUCGCGAGGACAUUUCGGCCAACCUGCUGGCGCUCGAGGAGCUCUCCCACAAGUUCAAGACGCAGCUGCUGCUGAUCGAGUCCGGCGGCGACAAUCUGGCGGCGAACUAUUCGCGCGAGUUGGCGGACUACAUCAUCUACGUGAUCGACGUGGCUGGCGGCGAUAAGAUUCCUCGCAAGGGCGGUCCCGGCAUCACGCAGUCGGAUCUGCUCGUCAUCAACAAGACCGAUCUUGCCCCCGCCGUGGGCGCCGAUCUCGGGGUCAUGGAACACGACGCCAAGAAGAUCAGGGAGGACGGACCCACCAUCUUCGCGCAGGCCAAGCACGGCGUGGGCGUCGAUGAAAUCGUCCAGCUCAUCGUCCAGUCGUGGCAGGAAGCCACCAGCCACUAG